This is a messenger RNA of Chenopodium quinoa (quinoa), 826 nucleotides long. RefSeq lists its product as uncharacterized. NCBI's taxonomy places the organism in Eukaryota, Viridiplantae, Streptophyta, Magnoliopsida, Caryophyllales, Amaranthaceae. The coding region runs from base 68 to 574 and encodes 168 amino acids. The record is from RefSeq and is a predicted model, not a curated record. The transcript has 2 exons.
UAUUUUUAAAGUUGCCUUAAAAAACUGGGAUAUCUAAAAAAAAAAAGUAAAAGUCCUAAAAAAAAAUAUGGGAAUGUUUGGUCUUACAAUCAUAGGACAGUCAAGUAUAGGGUUAUUACCUUCUUCAACCCACAAAGACUCCUCCAACCCAAAUCAUCACCCUCUUCAAAUUCAACCUUUUCAAUUAAAAUCAAAAAGUGGGUCGAAUUUUUUUCAAUUAAAAACCAAGAAAAACCCAUAUUUUUGCAUAGUUAAGGCAUCAACAGAGGGCACAAGCAUGUCAACUACAAUCGAGAAAUUGGGUGUUAAAAUUGAAAGGAACCCUCCUGAGUCUAGGCUCUCUGAGCUCGGUGUUCGUGAUUGGCCUAAGUGGGGUUGUGCUCCUAGUAAGUUUCCUUGGACUUAUGAAGCAAAGGAGACUUGCUUUCUGUUGAAAGGAAAGGUGAAGGUUUAUCCUGAUGGUUCCAGCGAAGCUGUUGAGUUUGGAGCUGGUGAUUUGGUGGUGUUCCCAAAAGGUAUGAAGUGUACAUGGGAUGUCUCAGAAACUGUUGAUAAGCAUUACAACUUUGAGUGAGCUUACAGAUACAAGCCUGUGAGACUGUAUGCAAAUCCUUUCUAAGCCUCUACAUAGAAGGUAUCUUGUAUACCCUGAUUAUACUAUCGUCAUGUUGCUCAAUAAUCAUGUUAAGACUGCUCUAGUUGCUUUGGAAGUAAUUGAGAUCAGUUAAACUAUUUGUAUUAUUCUGUUAUUAUGAUGAUGUCCCAAAUCUUUUCAUCCUUUUCUAAACGAAUAAAAUGAUGAAACUUCUCCCUCUUCUCUAGAUAA